GGAGAAGGCGGAGAGACACAGGCGUAAUUGCGACCACGUAGCCGAGCACUAUAAUGAGAACGAUGGACAGCGCACUGUUACUCCACUCAUCGAUCGAUAAAGAUCCAUUGACGCUGCCGCGAGGAUGCUCCGGCAUUUCGAUCUCGACGGACUGGAUACUGACACACGGCACUGCGUUAGGCUCGUUUAUCGACAAAUCCUCCGCGAUAUCGAGCUUCGUCGCGAACUUGGUUCCGGGCGAACUCACGACGGUACCGAGAGAAUUCGCGAGCGAGUUGAAAUUUCGAGUCUAUCGCGAGCGAGGGACCGACGGCGAUUUUCGAUCGAACUCGUUUGAAGAACACCACGGUGCGAUCGUGGCCGCUUGGAGGUGUCCGCUGCUGAGGAAGACCUUCGACGAGUUCUUCGAGACGUGGAGCUUCCCCAAAUCGUCCAUCCUCGAUCGAUCGCUGCGCUCGGUUUUCCUGCUCGUCCACGUCCACGAUUCCGACGAGUCAAUUAUGGAAACGUCGUCGCUCGAACAAGCCCUGUCUUGUCUGCUGGAUCAAGUUCCGCGGAAUCUUAUCCGCGGAUCAUCCGUGGAAAUCGAGUCGACGCCCUUCGGCAAUCCCGUGUUCGCCGGCUCGGUCGCGCGCGGCGUUAUCAGCAAUGUCGUCGGUGACGAGGGCUGCGUUAUCAUGACGGACGCGUACGCGUUCCCCGGUGGCGAGGGCGGUCCCCUUUACAUCAUCCCGCCGGACUGUAAACGCAGAAUUAUCAGCGGCAUGGUAAUCGCGCCAUCGAGCUGGUGCCGCGGAGAAUGGGUGGAUUACACUUUCGCCGCGAAUCUUGCGCCGUGUGUGCUUAAUAUUUUGCGAAAGAAAAAUCCUCCUCGUUCUCCGAUCGCAUAUCACGAAAAUAUAGACGCGGCGUUAGAUAGAGGCGUUGUGCUCGUUAGAUGUGGGAUUAGUUGGGGUACAGGCGUCCUCGUGGAUAAGGAUACUGGUACAUUCCUGACAUGCUCGCACGUCGUCGCGGAGGCGUCAGAAAGGGAGAUAUCGAUCGUAAUGAGGCCGGACAAACUUAAUUCGCGUGUCGAGGCGAAGCUAUUGUACAGAACACCGGCUAAUCAACCCUAUGACGUCGCUGUAUUGAGGGUGAAUCCGCGGGACGUGGAUCCCUCGCUAAGACCCGUACGGUUGUCUCACGCUGCGAUUUUAAAGGGCGAGCCGGUGGUCUCCGUAGGAUUUCCGUUCUCCUCGUCCGUCCGACCGACCGUCAGCGGUGGCGUGGUCUCCAAGCCGAUGGACUGCGCGCUCCUGACGACCUGUUGCGUCCAGAGCGGUGCCAGCGGCGGGCCGAUCGUCAGCCGUGCGACCGGCGAAAUGCUGGGAAUGAUCGUGUGCAACGUGCUCUCCUCAGACGGCACCGUGCUCUACCCGCGGAUGAGCUUGGCGGUACCGGCCACCACGCUGAGCGGGCCCCUGCGGGAAUACUUGCGCACUGAUAAUCCCGACGUGCUUCGAGCUUUCACGUGCGACAACGCGGUGGUGCGCAAGAUUUGGGACUUCUACCCUUUCCUGCCGUCCAAACUGUGAAAGGAGGACGGGAGAUAAUCCAAAGCGCUAAAGCACGAUCCAAGUUCUAAGUUUGCUCAAUUAAUUGCAUGGACUCUUGCCAGGACUCUUUGCUGUUCAGUCCGCGUUUCUUUGUACGUACCGCGACUCAUAUCUCGCCGACAAACAUAUCGGACCAUUCGUAUUGCGGAAUGUUUGUCACUGAGUCACGCUGGACCUGCCGAUUUCAGGCUCCACGCACCGCGAACAUAAUCUCGCGUUGAAUAUCGUUGGAUAACGUACGCCAUUGACCGAGUUUAACGCAAAGAGAAAGUUUUUCGUGACGUCAAAUGCAGCGAUCAACGCGCGCAAACCGAUACGAGUCAACGAUCUCUCGGUGUCCGCUUCGCCGAUAAAUAAUAUUCACAUACGUCAUCGCUUUUAGAAUCUUCAAACGAUGCUCAAUGCUGGUAUAUAUACUUUGCGAGAGCUUCAUUUAUAUUAUUUAAAAAAAACCAUGAUUCGUAUGACAUUCCUUUUCAGAUAUACAUUGUGGAGCUGUGACUACGAAAUAAUCUUGUCCGAUCUAAAAAUAAGUCGCUAUUCGCCUCACGUAUGGUGUUCUAAUCUUCUUCCGAAGAUCAACGCAAAUAUCUAAGCUAUUUAAAAAAUAUUUAACAAAUGCUAAUUCAUUUAAAAAUUGAUGCAACAACAAAUCAAAUAUAUGUUAAGCAUGCCAAAAUGUCAUGAUAACACUUCUAAUUCAGAUUUUUAUUUUUAUAUCGUUACGAUACCAGACUUCAUUAUAGAUUAAUAUCUAAAUGAGCUUCACGAUAGAAUAUCACGAAAAAUUUAUGCAAGGAUAAUUUAUAUUAGCCAUCCUGAGAGAAAUUGAGAGAUCGGAUAAAGAUCUUCAAGAAAUUGAAUUGAAUACGAUGUUGAAUUGUUAUUCAUGUUUAUUUCACUUUCUUUAAAAUUAGGUAUAGCUAAAUGACGCGGUCACAAUAUAUUGCCUUAUACACUGCACUCGAUGCUUACAAAAGAAUCACACGGUCAGACGAUCGCAGGUAACGUUCGUGGGGAGGGGGGGGGGAGAUGUGGAGUGCAGGGUGACGGACAGUCGGAGAAAUGGUAAAAAGCAAUUGCAAUUGACAGAGAGACUCGUGUACAACGCCGUUCCACGCACACCGUUCCGUAUAUACAAGUUCGAACGAAUUUACGCUAGAAAAUAAAUUAACGUUGUAUCACUAUUAAUUUUGCUCGCUCCUGGUGAGGGUGAGAGGGGAGAAUUUCCCUCCCUCCUCUAAUGCACGUAGGAAAACGGUAAUCUACGUUACAACCUCGUGAAACGCGUCUUCGAGAGUGACAACAGCGGACGCUUCUAUAUGAUUGUUGAUUUACGUUAUUCCUUUUUUUAUUUCUUCUCCGCGCGGGAUGAACGCGCAAAAAAACGCGGGCAGCGCAGGAGCAAGUGUCCUAAGACUUGCCAGUUGUACGAAUUUAAUUACGAUACGAAGAUACGUAAUAUAUUGAUAAAUAUAUAUAUAUAAUAUGUAUAUAUUAAGAUAUAUAAAUAGUACGAUCCUUUACACUAGAAUUACAGAUCAUGUAUAUAUACAUCAUGGAUGGAGUCUUCAUAAUUAUUGGAGCAUUCGAAGAGUUUCUCUUUUUUUUUUCCUUUCCUUAAAGUCUAAAAAUUCUUCUCCGCGCGAGACGUUUAACUUUAAUGACUCCUAUUGUCCCUUAAUCGAUCUAAUGAUUUUUCGAUGCAAAAGUAAGAAAAUAGCGAGUGUGUCCGGCUUCGCCGUUUUGCGCUUGUCGCUUCGCGCGCAACGGAGGGGGAAGGGGACUUUCGGGCGAUACGACGUCGUCCACUUUGAUGAAAAAGGACGGAGAAACGAUAAGCAGGUUUCAGAAGUUAAAUCUAAGUGUUUUGUCUUGUGUCGUCUUACUAGGAAUCCACGGUCGGCACGCCAACCUUGCAGUUUCUCAAUACAAAACAAUAGCACUUUAUCGACGGGGGAUGAUACUGCGCGAUGACGAUCGCACCAUACAGGGCAUUCUAAAAAUCGCAUACGUUCGUCAAGGCAUUUAAAAGUGAAUUGAUUUUUGUUUAUUACUAUUUUUUUUCCCACUCUGAUUUUAUGCCUAGGUACAAAAAAAAAAGAAUGAAGAGUACGGCGGUAAUUAAAUCUGCGAUCGGGGGGAGGAAGUAUGCGAAUCCUAGAAUGACCUACGUCUUGUACUUUGAGAUAAAUGCAUAACAUGCGCCAAAAGGAACACACUAUUUUUCACAGUGCGGCAAAAAUUCACUCGACAUUUCAACGUCUAUAAUAAGUACAAAACUAAUUGCGUGAAGAAUUAAUGUACGCUAAACCCCUAAUCAUCCUUCGAGAACUUGCCCCUAAGUAAAGCGAACUAAAAGCUAACAAUUGGAGAUUCCGCGAGAUUUCUUCCAGCGUUCCGCGAUCACAAUUUGGGCAUCGACGCCAACUAUCACAUGGAGACAUCCGAAAGCAUCCGUAUUU
Messenger RNA from Wasmannia auropunctata (little fire ant), 4063 nucleotides. RefSeq names its product peroxisomal leader peptide-processing protease-like. The record is from RefSeq and is a predicted model, not a curated record. Lineage: Eukaryota; Metazoa; Arthropoda; Insecta; Hymenoptera; Formicidae. Gene Ontology annotation, cellular component: peroxisome. Gene Ontology annotation, biological process: protein processing; regulation of fatty acid beta-oxidation. Bases 54 to 1577 code for a protein of 507 amino acids. Gene Ontology annotation, molecular function: serine-type endopeptidase activity. The transcript has 7 exons.